Tuber melanosporum (Perigord truffle) is the source of this 2304-nucleotide messenger RNA. RefSeq lists its product as uncharacterized. Gene Ontology annotation, cellular component: cytoplasm; plasma membrane; cytosol. Lineage: Eukaryota; Fungi; Ascomycota; Pezizomycetes; Pezizales; Tuberaceae. The record is from RefSeq and is a predicted model, not a curated record. The coding region runs from base 125 to 1912 and encodes 595 amino acids. Gene Ontology annotation, biological process: ubiquitin-dependent endocytosis. The transcript is spliced from 8 exons. Gene Ontology annotation, molecular function: protein-macromolecule adaptor activity; ubiquitin protein ligase binding.
GGGAGAAAAGAGUUUGUUUGUUUCCGCUGCGACUACUCUAUUGUUGCUAUAUACUACCUUUGGAAUUGCCGGAGGAUCGUCGUUGUUUAUUGGGAUAAAUUAUUGAGGAGGGAAGUUUGUCAAUAUGCCUCUUCUGAACCGAAGUCAUAGCCAUACGAUCCCUUAUUGUGAUAUUAGACUGGACAACAAUGUGGUUGUGCUUAGGGGAACUCCAGAGGAAUCUGCUGGCGCAGCGCUGAAAGGAACACUUGCUUUCUGCAUCACAGAAUCUGCCGCCAUUCGGUCAAUCGCUUUGUCGUUGUUGGGCGUGAGAAGGCUGCAUUGGCAGGAAAACUCCACAGCUUCCGGCAUUUCUGUCAAGCCGGUUAAAAGUGAGAGCGUAGUGUUCGUGAAGAAGUGGGAAUUCUUGGAGUUUUCUCACAGGAACCCAGUCACACUGCGCCCGAAUAAUUACGAGUACAGCUUUGAAACUGUCCUACCUGGCAACCUUCCCGAAUCAAUCGAAGGCCUAGACCAUGCUCAGAUAUUCUAUCGGCUAAAAGCUGUGAUCGAGAGGCCCCGGUUUGCGCAGAAUAUCGUUGCGAAAAAGCAUUUAAGGGUAGUACGGACUUUGGGCCCUAGUGCAUUGGAGCUAUCACAGGCUAUGUCUGUGGAGAAUAUCUGGCCCAACAAGGUGGAAUACUCGAUUAGUAUUCCCAGAAAGGCUGUUGCUUUUGGAUCGUCUAUUCCUAUCGAUAUUAUACUUGUGCCCUUACUCAAGGGACUUACUGUGGGGAAAGUUAUUUGCAAUUUUAAGGAAUUGCAGAGCUUCAGUGACCCUGAGAAGGGCACUACUAAGGAUGAUGUCAGGCACGUUUUGCAACAGAUUUUUGAGAAUUGUGAGAGUGGGAUGGAGGAUGAUGAAGAUCUCGGAAGGUGGAGGCUACAGGACAGGGUUCAACUGCCGAAGAGCUUAAUUAGAUGCGUUCAGGAUUGUGAAGUGGACUGCAUCAAAAUUAAACACAAGCUCAAAUUCGCCAUCCAACUUCACAAUCCCGAUGGGCACACCUCUGAGCUACGGGCAUCCCUUCCUGUGCAAUUGUUCAUAUCUCCAGAUCUAUUGAUGGGCGAAGACAAUAUCGUCCGUGGGACUCUCUUGUCAGGGGACCUCGCGCUGAAUCAAAGUCAAGCGCCUCCGCGUUAUGACGACCAUUACCUGGAUCGAUUAUAUCAGGGCAUACCCCAGGACCACUACGAAACUCCAACGCACACUCCACUUCCUUCCCUUUCUAACUCGCCCAACCUAUCACAGCAGAGCUCCUCCGAGAACCUUGCCACGAAUUCGGCGGGUGAUUUAGGAAGGCCCAGCUCUCCUACACCCCCGGGGAUACCCCCACACAGGAGUACCGGUGGCGCUAGUGCCCCGCCGGUAUCUCCGGCCUCGUCGCCUAGGGCUAUGGUAGAAGAAGUAGUAGCACGGUUGAGCCAACGUGGCGGCGAAGACUACUUUUCGAGGCCGGUGGAAUCAAGUGGGCACACCGCGCGCUAUGGUGGGCCUAGGGCGAGAGCGCACUCGCCGGAUAAGGCACAUGAGGAUGAGGUGGAUCUCGGUGCGCUAUCGAAGGUCCCAUCGUAUAGCACUGCGGUUCGUUCAGGAACAGGAAACUUGAGCUCCACUUCAAGUCUCCCUACCUACGAUGAGGGACUCCGCAGUGCACCUGCCAGCCUCGCCGCCAGUCCCCUGAACAGUCCCCCGAGCUCCUCCGCGCUGCCUACCAUGCACUCCGGUAGAGACGGAAGCGAUAGGCGGAGAUCGGGAGGAGUUCUCGGCAGUGACCAUACUGGUGGAGAUAGCGAUUCUAGCAGCGAAGUACACUCUCCCAUCACAGAAGCUGAGAGAAGGUUGAGGGGAUUCCAGCUUAGGGGUCGGUAGGAAAAACACCCUUCUUACACCUCCUUUUCCCUUUGUUUAUUUUGUUAUUUUUUUGGCCUUUGUUACCUGGAGGGAUUGCUUUGGGCGUUUGCAUGAGUUUUUUGGUGGGUACUGAGUAUUUUCAUUUCCCGCCGGUUCCUUUUCUUAAUCUUACACUUUGUACACACACUCCUCUCUACCUAGCCUGUUUUCUUUUCACCGUCCUCCACGCGUUGUAACUACAGAUGGCGUGUUAGGAUUUUGUUCGCAGUAUUCUUUUCCUACCCAGAACUAGACGGUGUGGGCGUUUCCUUUUGAUAGACUUUUUAUGUUUUUCCUUGUCAUUGGGAUGACCCGGGGGGGCAAAAAUUGGGGGCAUCAAAUGGAAAAUGAUAUCAUUUCCUCUUCGUAAA